Messenger RNA from Spinacia oleracea (spinach), 516 nucleotides. RefSeq lists its product as uncharacterized. NCBI's taxonomy places the organism in Eukaryota, Viridiplantae, Streptophyta, Magnoliopsida, Caryophyllales, Amaranthaceae. The record is from RefSeq and is a predicted model, not a curated record. The coding region runs from base 1 to 516 and encodes 171 amino acids. The transcript has 2 exons.
AUGAAAGACAACCCCUUCCGCCCUCGAGAGGGAGUUGAAGAUGUACUUGGUCCUGGAGUACUAUAUUUAAGUGAAAUAGGAGUUUUAACGUAUCUAGCUAUCAAUACAAGACCAGCUAUUGCAUUUUCAAUAAAUUUAUUGGUAAGAAGAUAUAGCUUCGAUCCUACAAGAAGGCAUUGGAUUGGAGUUAAACACCUACUUCAUUGCAUACGUGGGAUAGGGAUAUUCUACCCCAAAAAUGGGGUUCCUACUCUUGUUGGAUAUAUUGAUGCGGGUUACUUAUCAGACCCAGUCAAAGAAAAAUCUCAAACAGGUUCUUUCUCCAGUUAUGGAAACACUACAGAAAGUGGUAUAAAAUCAACUGAAGAAGACCCAACAAUCAUCUAUGAAGAUAACGCUGUUUGUAUUGCACAAAUCAAAGAAGGUUAUAUCGAAGAUGAUAGGACGAAACACAUUGAUCCUAAAUUCUUCUCCACUCAUGACUUAGAGAAAGAAGGAAAGAACGAUGUCAAGUAG